AGCGGCUGCUCGGCGCCGCUGGAUGGGCAGAAGCGCCUCGGCCGCCCGGGGGUCACUGACUGUGGUAUCGUGAUAGCCGUCGGCGGAGAUGGCGGAGGCCGAGAUCCCCGCGGCAGCCCCGCGGCUCUUCACGUGGGACGAGAUCCAGCUGCGAUCGGGCAGGGCGCCGGAACGGUGGCUGGUGAUCGACAGGAAGGUCUACGACAUCAGCCAGUUCCACAAGCGGCACCCGGGGGGCUCCCGCGUGAUCAGCCACUAUGCGGGGCAGGACGCCACGGAUCCCUUCACAGCAUUCCACCUGGACAAGACUCUAGUAAGAAAGUACAUGAAGCCCUUGCUCAUUGGGGAGCUUGCAGCAGAUCAGCCCAGCUUUGAACCCAGCAAAAAUAAACUGCAUGUAGAUGAUUUCCGUGAGCUCCGUGCUACCAUUGAGAAGAUGGGACUUCUGAAUCCCAACCGCUUCUUUUUCUUCCUGUACCUCAUGCACAUCUUGCUGCUGGAUGUGGCAGCUUGGCUCAGCCUCUGGUACUUUGGACCAUCCUUGGUCCCUUUCCUCUUCUCUGGAUUGCUGCUUGGCACUGUACAGGCGCAAGCUGGCUGGCUGCAGCAUGAUUUGGGACACCUUUCGGUCUUUGGCAAAUCUAAGUGGAACCACUGGGUUCACAAAUUUGUGAUUGGACACCUGAAGGGGGCACCAGCUAGCUGGUGGAAUCACUGGCAUUUCCAGCACCAUGCUAAACCUAACUGUUUCCGCAAGGACCCUGAUCUCAAUAUGCAUCCUUUGCUUUUUGCGCUGGGAAAGAAACUCUCUGUAGAGCUUGGUGUAAAGAAAAAGAAGUACAUGCCUUAUAAUCACCAGCAUAAAUACUUCUUCAUCCUUGGACCACCAGCUCUGGUGCCUCUCUACCUGCAGUGGUACAUCUUCUACUUUGUUGUCCAGCGCAAACAAUGGGCGGAUCUGGCCUGGAUGGUGACUUUCUACAUCCGUUUCUUUUUGACUUACUCAUACCUACUGGAACUGAAGGGUCUCCUUGGUCUCUUCUUUCUGCUCAGAUUUAUAGAGAGUCACUGGUUUGUCUGGGUGACACAAAUGAACCACAUUCCAAUGAACAUUGAUUACGACAAGAAUGUGGACUGGCUUUCAACCCAGCUCCAGGCAACAUGCAAUGUAGACCAGUCCCUGUUCAAUGACUGGUUCAGUGGGCAUCUCAACUUCCAAAUUGAGCACCACCUUUUCCCCACCAUGCCUCGACACAACUUCCACAAGGUGACCCCCUUGGUGAAGUCCAUAUGCGCAAAGCACGGCAUCGAGUACCAGUCCAAGCCUCUGCUCACAGCCUUUGCAGACAUUGUACAUUCUCUGAAGGAUUCAGGGGAGCUCUGGCUCGAUGCGUACUUGCAUAAAUAAGAAGCAGGGGACAUCUCUCACCCUUGCUGCCUCCUGCCACUGGCAUCUUGAAGAGAGCAGAGGCCUGGCUUAAUCAACCGCGGGCAGCUGUCUGAGCUGAAUGCUGGGACUGAGUAUGAUGUUUCAAGAAGUCUUGUUCCUUUCUCUUCACUCAUGCACCUCACUCUCCUCCUUUCUGCUCUUGAAGAUACUGCAACCUUUCCAGAUGUGCACGUUCACCAGGAAGAACUCUCCAGGACCAGGAAACGAUGCUCAUUUCUUUGCCGCCAUUUCACUUGCUUUGUAUGUAGAAGGGAAAUCUUAAUUAGGGAUCUUUUAAGGCUUCUGUCACCCUGGGGUCGAGCUUGCCCGGCUCCCUUGUAGAGUAAAAAAGAACCGAGGAUGUGGAUGUAGUCUGAUGAGCGAGGUGGAGAGGAGAAGGCCUGGGGAAGGAGAAGAAAAUGCAGGAUCUGAGGAGCUGGUGGUUGAAAGAUCAGAUUAGGACACGAAAGCUUGAAGUUGGGAAAUGAGGCAUAGCCGGGACUAGAGAAGACAACAGGUGCCAAACUGCUGUGCAGGUGAUUGUGAGAAGAGAGCAGGCACACACACAUUCCAGGCCAGGCUAGAGAAUGGCCAGCCUAUCUUAACUAUGGAAAGCAGUCUGGGCUAGGCUUUCUGAGGCCAAGAUGUACUUUUCACAAAGACAAAAAAGUGCCUUAAUUACAGACGUGGCACUACUACCACUCCACAGGGCCACAUUUUGAAAGGGGGAUAAUGAAUGUCUGGUCUGGCUAUUGGUCAAACUUCCAGAGGGAAAUGGGGAGUACGAGUGCCCAAGUCUCUCAGCUUAGCUACUGAUAUGCCUCGAGAACAAAUAGUAUAUACUUUCACACAACUGGAACUGCACUCUUUCUAUAUUGCUCGGUUGCUAAGGGCUGUUUCUAGAUCACAUACCUGAUUAGACUAAUUCUGUUCUACAAAUAGGACUAAACUUCUGGGGUAUUUGCUGCUACAACAGAGGGGGUGACAGCAACUAAAGCACAAGUCCAGAGCAGGCAUUCUCAAAGAUGUCAUGGUCUUUCCUUGUCUCUAAAUUGGGAAUGAGGGGAGGAAGAGUUUGAAUCUUCUCAUGCUUAUUUCACUUGGUGUCUGAUUAGUUGUGCAAUUACCGUAGUUUUUUUUUUGGGGGGGGGGGAGCCACCAUGGGGUGUCUGUAAUUCUUUCAUGGCUUCUUAUUCACACAGAUGUCUUCCCUUAUGGUGAAACUGGCAUGCAUAUCCUUGAGGCAGUUUGGCUACUGAAAACAAAUGGCACUUCAUAGUGACAUUGGUCGUCCCCCGUCCCCCCAACAAUUUGAGUGUUAUCAACUUUCUCUAACAGCUAAGAGAUGUAUCUCCUGGAUCAUUCUGUUCUUCCUGGUCCAAAGGAAGAUGGUAGGAAGGUUCAGACCCAAGUUGCUGCCUUGGGCUUCUCCAGGAGGAAGGGCGGGAUAUAAAUAGAAUAAAUAAACAUAAUAAGAAAUAAUAAAGUGAGACUUCGAUUCUCCGAAGGAGAGACCAUAUGGAGACGUAUCUCCCCACAAAAUGGGUUUUGCCUUGCAGUUCAACGAUUGAGGUGCCAGAACUGAGUUCCAGUGAGUUCUGGCUGAGAAAAGCCCUGGGUUUAUAUGCAUAGCAGUGAUUAGGAGAGUAAGCUGAGAAGCAGACCAGAAAUCCAUUCAUAAUGAAAAUCUGUUAGAAUGGAGUUGCCAAACCUCCCAGCGACAGGGUAUUAGUUUUCCAUAUGAAUGCCUGGUGCUUUGAGACAAGACCCUUAGCUCUAGAGAGGAGUGGUCACCCACUGGCGAGCUUUAAAGCAGGCAUCCCCAAACUGCGGCCCUCCAGAUGUUUUGGCCUACAACUCCCAUGAUCCCUAGCUAGCAGGACCAAUGGUCAGGGAAGAUGGGAAUUGUAGUCCAAAACAUCUGGAGGGCCGAAGUUUGGGGAUGCCUGCUUUAAAGCGUUAACAUUCCAGCCCAGAGGGAAGGGUGAUACAGCCUUCAAAACAAGCCACCUCUGAUUCUUUCUUGUAUAGUGUGCCUCUUAGGAAUGCUUUUGGAGAAAAAGCAUGCUGCCUUGGAUCGCCACCAUAGCCUUAUGUUGCCAUUUGAUAGAAUCUGUAGAACAUGAAAAAGCUCAUCUGCCGGAUUAGACAUGUGGAGUUGCUCCUGGCAUUAUGUUCCUUUGAAAAUGAAGCCCUAACUCUGAAGCAUCUUUCUUUUCUCAACCUCUAGUCUUUCCUUCCAUGAGUUGAUGCCAACCUUUCUUCUUCUUCCAAUCUUCACUAUCUGCUGAUCUUAUAUAAGCAGCAUGUGCUGGCUUCCUUCCUUCCGAUAAACCUUUCCUGUUUGCACAUGUUGCCGUCUCCCAAAAACUGCCAACAACGCCAAACUAGAUGCGGUGGUGGAGAACCAGGACUGGAUCUUGAGUUUCUUUAAAUUUUGACAAAUAGGAGCUGCGGGUGUUUGUGUCCAAAAUCUAAAUGGGGGUCCACCCUUCACUCCAGUUGCUGUUUGCCAUUAGGGAAAAUGUAAAUGUGCACAGGCUGCACCCAUAAAGGGGUGAUAAAAGCAACUUGAAUGGCUUAUUCAGUGGGAAAAUAGCACAAGUAUUAACUUUUCAGGUAGUUGGCUGCUAUUUGUCAUUUUUUAAAGAGGCAUAUCUCUACUGCCUUGUCUACUUUGGCCCUCCUGAUUAUAGAAGUGGCCUUUGCAGGGUUGUGGCAUAGGAUAAAAAACAUCACUACCCCUGCGCUUAUUAUUAAGAGAGGAUGGAAAGGCUGGAGGCAGAGGAGUGUUUGUCUCCCCCAUGGAUGAAAACUCUGGACAUACAGUAUUCUCUUUCGUGUGAAUUUUUUGAUGGGGGUAACCAUACUGUAAAAAAACAACAACAAAAACUUAAUGUGAGUGUUGAAUAAAUAAGAGUAGGUGAAGCAAACCGUGUGUGCAUCUUUUUAAUCUUUCCCACCAUUCUGUUCAUUUUCCUUCUUCUCUUGCUUCAUAC
This is a messenger RNA of Zootoca vivipara (common lizard), 4428 nucleotides long. Its product is annotated as acyl-CoA (8-3)-desaturase. Gene Ontology annotation, cellular component: membrane. The record is from RefSeq and is a predicted model, not a curated record. Gene Ontology annotation, biological process: lipid metabolic process. Gene Ontology annotation, molecular function: oxidoreductase activity, acting on paired donors, with oxidation of a pair of donors resulting in the reduction of molecular oxygen to two molecules of water. Lineage: Eukaryota; Metazoa; Chordata; Lepidosauria; Squamata; Lacertidae.